This is a messenger RNA of Cordyceps militaris CM01, 1014 nucleotides long. RefSeq names its product ribonuclease H, putative. Gene Ontology annotation, molecular function: nucleic acid binding; magnesium ion binding; RNA-DNA hybrid ribonuclease activity. The transcript has 2 exons. NCBI's taxonomy places the organism in Eukaryota, Fungi, Ascomycota, Sordariomycetes, Hypocreales, Cordycipitaceae. Bases 1 to 1014 code for a protein of 337 amino acids. The record is from RefSeq and is a predicted model, not a curated record. Gene Ontology annotation, biological process: DNA replication, removal of RNA primer.
AUGAACAGGAAGCGAGCAGCGGCGUCGUCGACUGUGCCGACUUCGUCCACGGCCUCGCCGAGCGCCUCUAAGAAGAGGAAAACGGACAACGUACAAAAAUUCUACGCCGUCCAGGUCGGCUUCAGACCGGGUGUCUACACAACCUAUGUCGAGUGCGCACAGCAGACGGCAGGGUUCAAAGGAGCAUUAUUUCGAUCGUUCAUUUCGAGGUCCGACGCGGAAGCAUUUGCGGCUGGCAAGAAGGUUGCGACAACGUCAGAAGGACCGGCCAAGUUUUACGCGGUUGCGGUGGGCAACCCGACAGGCAUAUUUCACGAAUGGGACGACGCGGCGGAAGCCAUAAAAGGCGUCAAAGGACCCAAAUACAAGCGCUUCAACAGCCGCGCCGAAGCAGUCGACUACAUCCGCGAGUAUGGCAGCAUGGAGGCUGUCAUGGCGCUCGGCGAACGACCCACCGCCACGACAUCCAGCGGGACAAAAAUUGACGUGCCGACGCAAGUGAAGAAGCCGACCAAGACGACGCGGGUACCGCCGCCACUCGCGCUCCCGCAGGCACCGGCGGACCUCAUCCGGGUGUACACAGACGGCAGCAGCCUAGCCAACGGCAAGGCCGGUGCGCGAGCGGGCGUGGGCGUCUUCUUCGGCCCGGGCGACGCGCGCAACAUCUCGGAGCGACUCGAGGGCGAGCCGCAGACGAAUCAGCGGGCGGAGCUGAUGGCGAUGCUGCGGGCGCUGCAAAUGUGCCCUCUGGGCCAGACGGUGCAGAUUGUCAGCGACAGCCAGUACUCCAUCAACUGCGUGACGCAGUGGGCGGCGAGCUGGAAGAAGAAGGGCUGGGUCACGGCCACGGGUGAGCCGGUCAAGAACCAGGAUAUUAUCCGCGCGGUGCUCAGCCGCAUGGAGGAGCGCGUCAAGGCCGGCGGCACAACGCAGUUUGAGUGGGUCAAGGGCCACUCAUCGGAUAGAGGGAACCAGGCGGCGGAUGCCCUGGCCGUGCGAGGGGCCAAGAUGUAA